UUUAUGGGGGUACCACUGAAGAGUCCCUCUGGUGGCCAGAUUUUGUCUUCAGCUGAUGAUUUGUCAUUGGAAAGUGACAACAGCUUUCUUGAACUGUCCAUUGGGUAUCAAGAAAUCCAUUCGGACAUGGUUGUCAUGCAAGAGCAACUACGUGUUGUUCGUCAAGAACGGGACGAGUAUUUGCAACAAAGAAACAAUCUCAUUGAUCAGCAAAAUCAAUCAAUGCAGGAUUGUGUAAUUGAAAAAGCUAAACCUGCAACGUCUGCUGAACAACAAGCUAGGCCAUCAAAAAGUGGUUAUAGAAGAAAUCAUGUUGACGUGCCCAGCAGCAGUGAAGAAACAUUGUUGUCUAAUGGAAAAUUGUAUACCAUCACACUUUGUGGUGUCCCUGAUCUGUUGAAGACACCGGAGCCUCAAGAACUUGGAGCUUUGGAACUUAUAGGACUGGGUCAGAAGAAGGAUAACAGCAUUCCUGAUGGUAACGGUGAAUGUAUAUACAAAUUUUUAGCAAGACUGUUCAAGCCUCUUUUAACGUAUUUUAGUAUCGAAAAUGCGUAUUUAUCAGUAUGCAGUCCUAAACCAGGCAGUGGUGGCGGCCUCAAGCAAAAACUGUUUAUUUUUGAUCCCCUUUCUGGACCAAAUUCUGAAGAAUUCAAGGCGGUUGGAAAGAAAAUAUUUUUGGUACCAUUUAACGCCAACUUCGAUUACGUUUCCCCAAAGCCGCCGACCGUUAAAUGUAAUGUUUGCGAAGAAUUGGUUGACCCAAUGGUUAUGGCCUUGCAUAAAGCAAGUUGCGGUACGGGUGCAAAUGGCAGUGAUUUCUACUUCUACGAAGAAGAGGAGUAGUUUGUUCUAAUAUCCCAAAGGGCACAAUUAUGAAUGUAAAUCAAAAACUCCUUUCCAAGGGUUUUCCAAUGCACCCGUAAAUAUUGUUUUGUUUCCGUUCGCCAAAUCGAAAGAAAAUUCAGACCAUCACAAUUCCAUGUGUGAGUUUUUAAUCUUACAAAUCCAGAUGUGUGAUGUAACGUGAUAUAACGUGAUAUAACGUGAUAUAACUUGUGUGUUUGUUCAUUCAUGUUUAAUUUAUUUAAAAAAGAAAAUUUCAAAGCCUUACCUGACAGUGUGUACCAAUAAGCUGAUCCAGCCGGGCUGCUUCGUCGUUAGAAAGAAGACGGGAAGGAUAAUUCCUUUGAGAUCUGAAUCGCAUUGCCAUCUUAAAAUGAACUUGUUGAAUUUCGUGCUUUCUUCUUCAAUUUAUGUAGUAAUUACAUGAACUAUUAAUGUGUUGCUAGUUUCCAAGUCGGCCACAAAUGGCUGUUUACGCCCUUGUUGUAAUAUCUGGCUCAAUUUUAUAUUGAAAUGCAAUCGAGUCAUUAUCAAGAAAGAUAAGCGUUGACAUAUACGUGAUACGUCAUCUU
This is a messenger RNA of Daphnia magna, 1418 nucleotides long. RefSeq lists its product as uncharacterized. The transcript is spliced from 4 exons. Lineage: Eukaryota; Metazoa; Arthropoda; Branchiopoda; Diplostraca; Daphniidae. The coding region runs from base 4 to 846 and encodes 280 amino acids. The record is from RefSeq and is a predicted model, not a curated record.